GCUUCUAGGAGGAGAUGAGUAAUCCUGUCGCCACUGCGCGGUUAAAUAAUCCCUGGCAGGGUAAACAUUCACUUCCUAGGUGUUAGAGUUGUUGGGAUGGCAGGUUUGAAGAAGCGUAACAGCAUGGCGUCAACAUCGGUUCUGACUUUUAAAACUCUCCUGGCAUUAUCUGUCAUAUAUGCCGUGGCGGCCCAACCUCAACCUCAAGUUACCACGAAAAACGGUGUAAUACAAGGACUUGUGACGACUGUAGAGGGACAAGCUGUGAAUCAGUUUUUAGGUAUUCCUUUUGCUGAACCACCUUUAGGAGCACUGAGGUUUCUGAAACCACAGCCGCCCUCCAACUGGACUGGAGUUAAGGAGACCACCGCUUUUGGUGCAACGUGUAUGCAGAGUACCACUGACCCUAGUCCUUACGGCGACCAGCUGUCUGAAGACUGUCUCACCCUGAAUGUGUUCGUCCCCGGGGCUGUAAGCAACACUAACAGGAAGGCGGUAAUGGUCUGGAUAUAUGGCGGGGGAUACACCACCGGAGGAACCAGUCUUUACAUCUUUAAUGAAUUUGCGGCCCAGAAUGACGUCAUCAUGGUAUCAAUCAACUACCGCGUGGGUCCAUUUGGAUUCUUGACCACUGGGGACGCCAACGCUCCUGGUAACGCUGGACUCUGGGAUCAAAUAGAAGGACUUAAAUGGGUGCAAGACAACAUAAGAAAUUUUGGCGGAGACCCUAAUAAUGUGACAAUUUUCGGUGAAUCGGCAGGUGGCGGUAGUGUUUCACAACUGGCAAUGACGGUGGCCUCCAGGGGUCUUUUCCAUCGUUUUAUAUCCAUGAGUGGCACCGCUCUAAGCGUUUGGGCCUGGGUGAAGGACGGACCUGACGUCGCUACCAAGGUUGGACAGAAUCUUGGAUGUAACGCUGCAACAUCGCUGGUGGACUGUCUCCGUGCAGCCAACGCAACCGCCCUGCUAAGAGCGUCAGACCAGUCAUUAUUCCCAGGGCGGUUGGCAACUCUUUUUGGCCCCGUUGUCGACGGCGACAUGUUUCCACGUAGUGUGGAGGAAAUGCUGAGGGAUCCCAACUCAACUGCGUUGAGACAUUUUCUGUCCCUGGAUUACAUGGGUGGAUUCACGGACUCUGAUGGUGGAGUUAACCUCCCUUACAUCCCUAUCAACGUCACUCUAGGUGUCCCGCCCUCUUACAUGAAGAAUACUUUAAUUCCUCAGCUUGCCGCCGGGACUUCCGUCUACCACAAAGAUGAAAUAGCACAGAAACUAAGAGAAGUUUAUUACAAUGCUAGUGUCAGCAUGGAAGAGACUGGACGCCUAAUGGUUAACCUGUAUACUGAUACCACGUUUUCUGUGCCAACAGUAGGAUUCCUCAGAAACCAUCUUAUGGCGCCCGGUGGCUCCACCUAUCUUUACUACUUCACCAAAGAGCCGUCAUUCCCCCAUCUCCUGCCCGUACCAGCCUGGUUUAGGGGGGUGAACCACGGAGACGAGCUCGCCUUCAUGUUAGGGCCUGCUAGUGCUUCUCUAUUGAACGUCACCUUCACGGAAUUAGAAAAGAACGUUUCCAGAGCUUUUAUGACCUACUUUGCAAACUUUGCAAAAACUGGAAACCCCAACACUCCUGAUACUGUACCAAACCUAUGGCCGCAAUAUACGUAUGCGAGAGAAGAGUAUUUAGACAUCGGUGACGUCAUCGUCAAUAAAACUGACGUCAUACCACGGCGUAUUGACCUCUGGUUAGACACCAUCCCUGCGAUACUGGCCAGGUCCACCACUUCCGCCCCGUCCACGACGCCGGUGGCUAGUGAGUCCACGACGCCGUUGACUAGUGAGGGGGUACAAAUCCAGUUCAGCGCCUUGCUUGCUAUCCUUGUUAUGUUUAACGUCUUGAAGUUGUUUUAUUGAUGCGCCACUUUUUUAUCAUUACCGUUACUCCAUUACCUUUUUUAAGAACAACGUUAAAGAAAAUAUCUCCUGAACAAAGAGAGAGAGAGAUCCGUGUAUUUAAAAGCGGAAUGUUUUCCACAAACUUUUUGGUUCUGGAAAAUCGCGGCGUUAAUAAAUGUUUAGAUUGGA
Lingula anatina is the source of this 2085-nucleotide messenger RNA. RefSeq names its product carboxylesterase 1C. NCBI's taxonomy places the organism in Eukaryota, Metazoa, Brachiopoda, Lingulata, Lingulida, Lingulidae. The record is from RefSeq and is a predicted model, not a curated record.